This is a messenger RNA of Pelmatolapia mariae (spotted tilapia), 2579 nucleotides long. It is a transcript of the gene rbpjl, whose product is annotated as recombination signal binding protein for immunoglobulin kappa J region-like. The transcript has 14 exons. Bases 1 to 1953 code for a protein of 650 amino acids. The record is from RefSeq and is a predicted model, not a curated record. NCBI's taxonomy places the organism in Eukaryota, Metazoa, Chordata, Actinopteri, Cichliformes, Cichlidae. Gene Ontology annotation, cellular component: nucleus. Gene Ontology annotation, molecular function: RNA polymerase II cis-regulatory region sequence-specific DNA binding; DNA-binding transcription activator activity, RNA polymerase II-specific. Gene Ontology annotation, biological process: regulation of transcription by RNA polymerase II.
AUGAAUUUCUACAACUCUGAGGAAAGUCAGGAGAAGUAUGUGAGGCUGGGGGAGGACUCGUAUGAGGACAUGAGGUGUAUGAUAGUAGUGGCAGAUGGGUUUAAGGUGGGGGUGGGAUUAUGUCAGGGAGCUGCUCUGAGCUCCUUUUUAUUUGCAGUGGUGAUGGACGGCCUGACAGAUGAGGUCAGGCAGGACUCUCUGUGGAUGAUGAUGUUUGCAGAUGACACUGUGAUUUGUAGUGAGAGUAGGGAGCAGGUGGAGAGUGACCAUGGACCCGAGGAACAGCCCAUCCUAAAUUCAGCAGAGGCCACGCCCAUCAUGGAUGAACUGGAUGUCGGGGAAGAUGGCAGGAAAGAAACACUGCUGCACCGACCUGGCUUCCCUGAGGCAGACGCAGCUCUGUUAUACCCCCCUCCUCUGUCCCCGGACCCAAUCAGCCCGCUGACUCACCUGGGGACGCUGCCGUCCGGACACGAUGCAGCACGGACGGGUGGAUGGGACAGGAGACUGAACUCAGGGUUUCAAGGCUGCCAGUUACUGGGAGCAUCAGCAGAACUAGGACGAGAAGCCCAUGCAGACCAGAGUGUCACCAUCCUGCACGCCAAGGUCGCUCAGAAGUCCUACGGAAAUGAGAAAAGGUUCUUCUGUCCUCCUCCUUGUGUUUACAUCACUGGCCAUGGAUGGAAAGUCAUGCAGGACCAUUUAAAAGCAGCCGGUUAUGGCGACUCUGUGAAUCGAGUGUGUGGUUACAUGUGCCUGGACAGCUCCAGUCAGUCACAGGCAGACGCAUUCAAACUGGUGUUCGAUGAACAGCCGAACUCCAGGAUGUUCGCCUGCGCCAAGUCGCUGUUCAUCUCUGAUCAGGACAAGAGGAAGCAUUUCUGCUUGCUGCUGCGCCUCUUCUUGGGCAACAGACAGGAAGUGGGUUCUUUCCAGAGCCGGAUGAUCAAAGUCAUCUCCAAACCCUCCCAGAAGAGACAGUCCAUGAAGAAUGCUGAUCUGUGUAUCUCAUCCUGCUCCAGGGUGGCUUUGUUUAACCGUUUACGCUCUCAGACCGUCAGCACUCGUUACCUCUCGGUGGACAGAGGCGCUUUUAUAGCGAGCGCCAGACACUGGACGGCCUUCACCAUCACCAUGGUGGAUGACCAGUGUGCUGACCAAGGGGGUUUUGUGCUGAGCGAAGGCUUCAUCUGUUACGGCUGUGUGGUCCAGUUAGUGUGCACCGAGUCUGGAGCAGCUCUGCCACCCAUGGUGAUCCGAAAGGUCAACAAGCAGCACGCCAUCUUAGACGUGGACGAGCCCGUUUCUCAGCUCCACAAGUGCGCCUUUCAGUUCAGAGACAACCCUCAUGCCUAUCUGUGUCUAACCAACGACGCCAUCAUACAGUACCAGGCCCCGUUCAGCGUCAGAGAUCCCAGCAAAGUGGUGCUGAAUGACGGGUCCUGUUGGACCAUCAUCGGGGUGGAAGUCGUAGAGUUCACCUUCAAUCAGGGACUGGCUUGUAUCAUGACACCAGUUAGCCCGUUUCCUGUUGUCACUGGGUUAGAGGUGAACGGUGGCGGGCACGUCGCCAUGCUGGAAAUUCACGGAGAAAACUUCACUCCUCAUCUCAAAGUCUGGUUUGGCAACGGCGAAGCAGAGACCAUGUACAAGUCUCCCAAAUCUCUGCUCUGCGUCGUUCCUGAUGUUUCGGUUUUCAGCGACGGCUGGCGCUGUCUGCGGCGCGUCAUCACCGUCCCUCUGUCUCUCGUCCGACUGGAUGGGCUGAUUUAUCGCACCUCCUACAGUUUCACCUACACGCCUGAGCUCCAGCCGCCCCCGUCGGCCCGAAUGACAGCCGGAGGAGGGAAGAGAGAAGGAGGGAUGGGUGGAGGGCAAGACAAUGACAUCCUGUUGGAGACCAUCCAUCAGGAGUUCACCAGAGCCAAUUUUCACCUCUUCAUGCAGACUUAGUUUGUUUGUUUACAGGAAUCGCAGAAAACAUAAAGUGUACAAAUAGCUGAACUGGAGACAGGUGUGACAUCAUAAUUACCUUCCUUCCAUCUGCUCUGCACAUUAAAAUUAAAGCGUUUUCUUCAAGCUCAGUAAGAAAGCAAAAUCUUAUGUUUACAUGGGUACGAGUGCACGCAAAUGAAAACAGGUUCCUCGGUCACGUUAGUGAAACUAACAUGACACUUUUCAUAUCUGUGAUUUCUAAUCGAGGCUUCAGCAAAAAGCUCUUUGACAGAAAUUGUAUAUUUUAAAAGCCUUUAAUAACUUUAGACAAGUGUUAACAGGAAACAGGAGAUUAAAUGGAAAAAAAGAAUGGCUGACGCCCCCUGAUGUCACUGAUGUCUCUCUGUUGAAGCUUCGACCUCAGCCUCACUAUUAUUUUGGAGCCAGAUGUGAUCACAUCUGUUAAUCUGCUUACCUGCUAAUUAGUGACAGACUAAUAAAAAAAGACUUUUCAACACCAAAACUUAAGCACAGACUUGUUGGAUGUACAGCUGUGGUUAUCUCAGUCAAUCAGCAGUUUGAUGAAAACACACUGGCAGGAAGAAGUCUUGGCAUUAAUAAAAAUAAAUCACUACAUCCUUGCA